Molecule: messenger RNA, 1209 nt
Organism: Erythranthe guttata (spotted monkey flower)
Lineage: Eukaryota; Viridiplantae; Streptophyta; Magnoliopsida; Lamiales; Phrymaceae
Product: putative F-box/LRR-repeat protein 9
Molecular function (GO): protein binding
Source: RefSeq, a predicted model, not a curated record
AUGGCGGCGUCGUCUUCAGCGGCGGCGAAGCCGCCGUGGCAGGAAUUGCCGCGAGAGAUAACAGCGGCGAUUCUGUACAAAUUGGGGCCGUUCGAGAUUCUGACGACGGCGGUGAAAGUGUGCACUGCCUGGCGGAGCGUGUGCCAGGACCCUUCAAUGUGGCGGCGCGUGGAUAUGCGAAGUACGAACGGCGGAUGGGAAAGGCCUUUCAAAACAGAACCGAUGUGCCGCCGCGCAGUGGAUCUCAGCCAGGGCCAAUUAAUUGAUCUCAGUAUUGAGCAUUUUGCUACCGAUGAUUUGCUUCUCUAUAUUUCUCAGAGGUCUAGUCAGCUCAAGCGUCUUCAACUUAUAAAUAGCCUCCACAUGUUUCGUAAUUCUUUGAUCGGAGCAAUAAAGAAUUUCCCUCUGUUGGAGGAGCUGCAUCUAGAAUUCACCGACGUCAGUAGAAAAACUAUCGAAACUAUCGGUGAAUCGUGCCCGUUGUUGAAGUCGUUUAAACUGAACACCGACUGGCAAAAGUACACAGUGAGCGACGCGGAGGCGCUAGCAAUUUCGAAAAGCAUGCAUGGACUGGUCCACCUUCAGCUUAUCUCGAAUCGAAUGACGGAUAAGGGCUUGAAUGCGAUUCUCGAAGGCUGUCCGAACCUCGAGUCGCUCGAUUUGAGAAGGUGCUUCAAAGUUCGUUUGUGGGGUAAUUUGCGAAAUUUGUGUUCGGAAAGGAUUAAAGAUCUUAAGCUCCCUCGCGACCCAAUUGACGAUUGUCGAUUCGGUACUCAUGAAGUUUACAAUGACGAUGAAUAUGGAACGUGGGAUGAUGACAUUUAUGAUGACGAAACAUCGGAGGAUGAUGUUUAUGACGACGAAUCAUCCGAUGAUUUUUGUGGAGGUUGUUGUUGUGGUGAUGAUGACAUGGAUUUGGUGUCGGAUGUCGCGUUGGAUGACGACGAUGAUUCUAUGGAAUACUCGGGGGAUGAGUAUGAUGAUGAAUCCGAGGUUUCUUUUUGAUUUGUCAUCGAACGUUAGACCUUUUUUUUUUUUUUUUUUUUUUUUUUUGUCGAAUCUAAAUUAUAAUAGUGGACCUCGUCGUGCUUUUAUUCUGGAAAAUGUUGUCUACUACUAUCAUGGAUAUGAUAUUUUGGCUUGAGUAUCGCGUGUAUCGAGUGAAUUAAAAAUGUUCGUGUUUUGGAUUUUGAUUAUUCAAAAUAUUAU